AUGAAAUCAAACGCAAUUAUCUUAUAUGCCUCCAUGGCGACUUCUGUUUUUGCGAGUUCGGUUAAUCUGACGGUCAAUCCCUCUGUACCAAGCUCGGCCAGUUUGCCAGUUCCUCUAGAUUUUCAAUCAUUUUCAAUUGAAUUCGCAUUCUUCGCCGAUUUCAGCGGAAACAAAUCUCAUCCGAAUAAAUUCUCUAAUAACCUCCUAGCCAAUCUCAGAAAGUUCAAUGGAGAUGUGCCACAGAUCCUCCGCAUUGGAGGUAAUACUCAGGAUCAUGUCACCUAUUAUCCCAACCAAAAAGAAAGUAUAAUCAACAAUUGGGCUGGUAAUGGAGGAGAUCAACCUGCAAACACAUCUAUUGGUCCCACCUUCUGGGAAUCAUUUACUUCUAUCGAUGGUCCCAAGUAUAUCUUCGGAUUGAAUUUUUACAAAAAUGAUUCCUACUAUCUCGACAACUUGAAAGGAGAGGUACAGCAGUCAUUGGAGCAAAUCCCUGCUGAGCGGCUGCAUCUUUUUGAGAUAGGUAACGAGAAUGACUACGGUGCAUUAUCCGGAUUCCGUCCACCAAACUGGACACAGGAGGACUGGGUUACUGAAUGGAAUAAUCGUGCCGAACACAUCCAGACUGCCAACCAGUCACUUCGUUUCUUUGCACCAUCAACUUGUUGCUACAAUAUCACGACCAAAUGGUCAUUCUUUUCCCCUUGGACGAUAUGGAACAGUACAUUCAAUUAUAAUCGACAUAAAUGGAUCCAUGAGGUGUCCCAACACGGAUACAUUUCCGGCACUGGUAACCACCCUACAUUACAAGGGACUCUAAUGAAUCACACUAGUGUGGUUAAAAACGGCACAAUUCAUCAAUCACUCAACGCGUUGAACACCGCGGGAGGACGGUAUUACACUCUAGGCGAAACGAACAGUAUCUCGGGCCAAGGAGCGUGGGGAGUGUCCAACGUAUUUGGUGCGGCCUUGUUCAUAGUUGAUUAUGAGCUUUACUAUGCUUCCUUUGGCGUCCGCCGCAUGCACAUGCAUCAAGGCACUGCCUAUCGCUAUGGAGCCUGGAUGCCAAUUUCCCAGAAUGGAGUUGGCCCUUCAACUAACCCACCAUAUUAUGGACAUACGAUGGUGUCUAAAUUCAUCGGUAAUUCCACCAAGACGCAAAUUAACAAUAUCGAUCUCAAGAGCGAUUUCCAUUCCGCAUAUGCAGCGUACGAAGAUGGGGAACUGGCCCGUGUUGUCUUGCUCAAUUUGCAGGAAUGGAAUCCCUCAGGAGGAGUCAACGCCACCAAUGCUACAGAUCCUAGUGUCCAGGCCCUCAGACCCAACACAACGUUUACCUUGGACUCGGUGAUUGGGUAUUCGUAUGCAACAGUUGAGCUUCUAACUGCUCCAGGGGCACUAUCGACCAAAAAUAUUACAAUGGCAGGUGUGAGCUACGAUUAUGAACUGGCUGAAGGGAAACCAGUAAAAGUCGGCAACGAAGUUGCCGAAGUAAUCAGGCCUCAGAAAAACGGCACUUUCUCUGUGAGCGUGGGCGCGUCGACUGGAGCGCUGUUGAAAUUCUACAAGGCGUGA
This is a messenger RNA of Talaromyces proteolyticus, 1575 nucleotides long. RefSeq names its product glycoside hydrolase family 79 protein. Lineage: Eukaryota; Fungi; Ascomycota; Eurotiomycetes; Eurotiales; Trichocomaceae. The record is from RefSeq and is a predicted model, not a curated record. The transcript is spliced from 6 exons. The coding region runs from base 1 to 1575 and encodes 524 amino acids.